Messenger RNA from Aspergillus ruber CBS 135680, 1518 nucleotides. RefSeq names its product 4-hydroxyphenylpyruvate dioxygenase family protein. Gene Ontology annotation, molecular function: 4-hydroxyphenylpyruvate dioxygenase activity. The coding region runs from base 207 to 1412 and encodes 401 amino acids. The record is from RefSeq and is a predicted model, not a curated record. Lineage: Eukaryota; Fungi; Ascomycota; Eurotiomycetes; Eurotiales; Aspergillaceae. Gene Ontology annotation, biological process: L-tyrosine catabolic process. The transcript has 4 exons.
GUGGCUUGCCCGAUUGCUUCUAUGGUUUCCAAAUCAGUCGCGGCUACUUCAUAGAAAGGAAAUCAAAGACAGGACGAUAGUCGUGUCAACCAUGGUUUAUAAAUACCACCUCAUCUACUGGCCAUCCCCAGAAUCAUCCCCAGCAACAUUCAAACACACCUUGCUAAUCAGCCCAAGUCAAAUCCCGAAUCUCUGAACACAACAAAAUGGCACCAUCAGCCCUCCCAGAUCCAAAUCCAACAAGCGCCACCUCCCCUCUCGCCUCCUACAAAGCCUACGACCAUGUCCACUGGUACGUCGGCAACGCGAAACAAGCCGCCUCCUACUACACUACCCGCAUGGGCUUCCAACGCAUCGCCUACCGCGGCCUUGAAACCGGCUCCCGAGUAACCUGCUCGCACGUCAUCCGCAACGGCUCUAUAACCUUCAUCCUAACCUCGCCUCUCCGCUCGCUCGAGAAACUCGAGCGCUUCACGGCCGAGGAACAAGACCAACUCCGUGAGAUCCACGCACAUCUUGAGAAACACGGGGAUGCAGUGAAAGAUGUUGCGUUUGAGGUUGAUGAUGUGGAGAGUGUUUUUGGGGCUGCGGUGAAGAAUGGGGCAGGAGUUGUAGCUGGGGUUAAGGUAUUGAAGGAUGAAGGGGGUACGGUGAAGGUUGCGAGGGUAAAGACGUAUGGGGAGACUACGCAUACGUUGCUUGAGAGGGGGGAUUAUAAGGGGGCGUUUUUGCCGGGGUAUCGGUUGGAGAAGGGGGUGGAGGAUCCAGUUGAGCGGUUGUUGCCGGGAGUGUUCUUGAAGAGGAUUGAUCAUUGUGUGGGCAAUCAGGAUUGGGAUGAGAUGGAGGAGAUUUGUGAAUAUUACGAAAAAGCCCUUGGCUUCCACCGUUUCUGGUCCGUCGAUGACAGCCAGGUUUGCACCGAAUUCUCCGCCCUCAAAAGUAUAGUCAUGGCCUCCCCCAACGAAAUCGUCAAAAUGCCCAUCAACGAACCCGCCAAGGGCAAGAAGAAAUCCCAGAUCGAAGAAUACGUCGACUUCUACAACGGCGCUGGCGUCCAGCACAUUGCACUUUUAACGGAUGACAUCAUUCGCGACAUUACAAACCUCAAGGCGCGGGGCGUUGAGUUCAUCAAGGUCCCUGACACAUAUUAUGAGGAUGUGCAGGUACGGCUUAAGAAGGCAGGUCUUGUUCUGGAGGAGGAUUUCCAGACGAUUCGGGAUUUGGAUAUUUUGAUUGAUUUUGAUGAGGGUGGGUAUUUGUUGCAGUUGUUUACGAAGCAUCUUAUGGACCGUCCAACUGUCUUCAUUGAGAUCAUUCAGCGACACAACUUUUCUGGUUUCGGAGCUGGUAAUUUCAGGUCGUUAUUUGAGGCGCUUGAGCGGGAGCAGGAACUGCGUGGGAACCUUGUGUAGUUUUCUACUUUUCUUGUAUGAAACGUAUAUGAAGUUAUGAUUCGCGUGUACAUGGUUAUAUCAAUUCAACAUCUUUCGAUGGCUUACUCAGGCUAGCACACAGGUG